UGAGAAACGAGAGUGAGUUCAUUGAUGACAAUUGUUGGGACGCAAUCUGGGACGCCCCGGUCCAACAAAGAGUUAGGGCAUUCUUGUGGCUAGUAUACCAUGACCGUCUACUGGGCAAUUUGAUCAGGUAUAGGAGAAGGAUGACAAACAAUCCCAAAUGUUAUGUAUGCGAUGCAGAGGAGGAAUCGGUACUCCACAUCCUAAGAGACUGUCCUGCAGCUCGAAUGGUGUGGCGCAAGCUGGGUGGACCGAGCCAUAAAACUGAAUUUUUCACCUCCACCCUGAAACAAUGGAUUGCUGAAAAUAUUUGUGCUGGAAAUGCACAGAAUGCAGAACUCUAGUCGAUCUAUUUUGGCACAGCUUUAGGGUGGAUAUGGCGGUGGAGAAAUUGUUUCGUAUUCAAUAGAAAUGCCGAAAUCCCCCUUGAUAUAGGUGCCUUCCUCCAAGUGAGGGUUGAAGAAGCUAGAAGAAGCAUGAAUGAUUACGAGGAGCUGCCACGAAACAACAGGAUUGCAAAGGUCCAAAAAUACAUAACCUGGCAUGGCCCAGAGGAUGGGUGGUACGCGCUCAACUGUGAUGGGGCGGCUAAAGGUUGCCCAGGGCCAGCGGGGGGAGGUGGAAUCAUUCGUGAUCAUCAGGGCAUAUUUUUGUCUGCCUUCUAUGUCAACUUUGGCCAUUGUAAUGCCUUCAAAGAAGAAGUAAAAGCUCUUACAUAUACAGGCUAAAACUGGCAAAAGAAUUACAAAUUACAAAGCUUGAGGUUCAACUUGACAGCCUUGCUGGCAUUCUACCUUUAAAUAAAGAUGUGAACGAAGGGGGUGAAUGCAUUCAUGGCCUAAGAAGCUGUCAAAAGGUGCUACGUGAAACGGAAUGGGAGGUAAAGCUUAUUCAUGUUUACCGGGAAGAAAACCGAGCGGCGGAUUGGUUAGCCAACCAAGGAGUUGCUCUCACUAGUGGUCUUGUGUACUUAGAUUCUAUUCCAUCAUCUUUUUGUGUAAUCUUAGAAGAGGAUGCUAGAGGUAUGGCUUUGCCACGCCUAGCACCUCCCUAAGUUAGUUUAGCUCUAGUUUUUGGCUUUCUGUAUUUUCCCUUUUGUUUGAAGCUCCUCUUCUCUUUCGAAUAAAAAAAAACAACAUAUACAAUAUUAGGGAUGGAUGAAUUUUUCUUUUCAAUUAAAAUACACAUAUACUUAGUAUUAAAAAGCAUUAGAAGGAAAUAUUUAGUAAAUUUUAAACUAAAACUUUCUUUUUAGAGGAAUAGAAGAACAAAAAGCAUCAAAAGAAAAUAUUUAAUCUAUUUUAAAUUAAAAGUUUCUUUUUAGAGGAAAAUAAAAACAAAAAUUAUCAAAAUAAAAUAUUUAAUCUAUUUUAAAUUAAAACUUUUGUUUUAGCAGAAAAGAAAACCAAAAGUAUCAAAAUAAAAUAUUUAUCAAACAAACGUCAUAUUUGAAGCAUGCAAUCGUUGCCUCAAACGGUUAUCAUUUUUCAAGGACUUUAAAAGUGGAAAUCUUGCAAUAUCAUCAAUGUUGUAACUAUUCCAAGGUAAAUAUCUAAAUAUUUUUUAUACUUUGACUCACAUUAUAAUAUAAAAAAAAUCUAUUUUUAAAAAAAAUUCGUUUUAUAGGUUAUUGCUUCGACUUACCAUGUUUGAUAAAGGUGGUAAUCUGAGAGUAACAAGCUUGCACAACACCUUUUAGGCUUCUUAGCUAGUGAAAUAAAAUCACUAAUUCAACAGGUUUCAAUCUAAUAUUGCGACUACAUAAAUUUUGAAUUAAUUAGCUCAUAUUGUAUUUAACAUUAAAACAUAUUCUUUAACAUUCAUGCAACCUAAUGGUCGUAAUCGGGUCAUGGAAAAAGUAUUUUCAUGCGUCAGAAACAAAGCUUUUUCAUGGGUGAGACCUCCACCAAUUGGAGAUUUUAAUCCUGAACAUUCUUAUACUGUUAGUCAUGUGUUGCAUAUCGAUUGGGCGGAGGAGUGCAUGUGGUUAAGCAAGUAUAUUGCGAGCAAAAGAAGAAAGUGAUACGCACUAUUUUACUAUAUGUUUAAUUACUUUACUUCAGUACUGAGAUUUUGAUUUUUCGUUGGGAUAUGUUAGUUGUAACCAAAUAAUUGUAAGUUUUUUUUAAAACUUUCGCACGCAUCGUGUGCAUAUAAGACUAGUACGUUACAUAAUACAAAUAGGUUAUGACAUAAAGAAUUUAUAUAGUACUCUCUAGACAGAUGCGAAAAACCCCAGAAAAUAGGCCCAAAACAAAUAACUCUAGUCCAUAAUAACAUAUACCCUUAAGUUCGGGGGGAAAUAUGAGGCAGAGGAGUUUUCUAGUACAUCUGACAUUAUUAUGGUGCGUGCAUCUUGUAUAUCUGUUAUUAGUGAGCGAGAUCCCUAUGUUGGGGCGUUGUAGUAAGGGGACUUGAUCGAUUCAAGGGGUAUUCUAACAAAUAUCCAUCUUGACUUGAAUCCACUCUCAAAAAACAAAUGUACCAGAUGUACAAUAAUAAUGUCAGAUGUAUCAGAAAACUCACAUGCCUAGAUCUUGCCCUCAAAAGGGAAAUUCAUAACUCCUAAUAUUUAGCAAGUCCAGAUGAUGUUGGAACUUGCUAUGUGGGAUCGGCUUGGUGACAUAUCAGUUAGGUCGUCAGCAAUACCCACUUCGUUCACCUUAAUUCUUUUUGUCACUUCUUAGAAAAUUAUACCGUACAUCAAUGUAGUUAGUCCCGUCAUUAUGGACUUGAUCCUUAGCUAAACAGAUUGCAUUAAGACUUCCACAGUACACUGUAGCCUAAUCAUGAUGUAGACCCAAAUCACUGACAAAUCCUUUCAACCAGAUUCCCACUUUGAAUUCUUCUGUCAAUACCAUGUACUCUACUUCCGUAGUUGUAACACCCUAAUAAUUUUCUCCUUUUAAAAAAUAUUCUUUGAUAAAUACUUGAGAAAUACUAGAACAUUAAUGCCACUGUGGUAGCGACUAAGGCUAGUACCAGAAUAACACAACGGAACUUACUAACUCACUUUCAAAAUUCAACUUUAUUCAUUCAAAACAUACUUACAAAUUGGAACCAAAAACUUAUCCUAAACAAAAUCCAACAUUCAUAAAGCACGAUUAAAAUAAUUCAAACACUAUUUUAAAUCCAACUGCAAUUAAAAAGUUUUAAAAUUUAUGCAAGAUAAAAAAAAAACUCUCAACAUCCCAAUCCUAAUGUUGACUCGUGACUUCAGCUACAAUUAACCUUCUCUUUAAUAUCCAUGUGUGAUUUCUCACCAACAUCACAAAUGCAAAGAUGGGUUGUCAUAGGGUCGUUAAGGAAUAGUCCACGGCCAAAGAACAAACAAAACACGUAAUCAACAAAGUUGAAUACAUAUAUAUUAAUAGGAGUAACUAGAAACUAAUCAUGCUUCACUCCAAAAUUAAAUAACAUUUGUCACAUGAAAAAGCCACUUACUUAAAUCACUUAAACAUGAAUAAUAAUUCAAUUAUAAAUAAACCUUGGACACAACUUUCUAACUCGAUCUAGACUAUCAAUUUACUUUUAAGUUUGGAUAAAGUAUAUAACAAGUUUCUUACCUACUAGUGUCCAAAAUGGACUAGCAUUUGGGAGCUACCCAAAUACCAAUUUAAACUUAAUCUAUGUCACAAAAUUGUGACAUUGUAAGGUUAUGAAAAAUAUAUUCAUGCAGAAAAACCAUAAAGCCAGGAAUCCAAAUUUAUUUCCACAUAGUCAAUUAGCAUAAUUUAGUAUACAUACUAUGUGAUGCGCGCCUUCCCUAGUUGCUCACAAACCAAACAAGAACAAGUAAAUGACUCCAAGUGUCGCCCCUCCAUAGAAAGUCCACAGUACGUUCGGAUCCGCCUUAGAUUCAACCAACUAGAAUAUUCUCUAAGGUUUUAUGCACUUGGGAAACUCACAAAUGUGAUAGGCAAAGAUUAUGAAUUAUGUGCUUAAUUAAAUGUAUUCAAUGUUGUAUUAUGUGUCAUAAAUUAUGAUCAUGAACCACAUAUUUAUAUGGUGGAAAUAGGGAAUUGUAAUCCUACUAGAAAUCGAAUAACUAAAGAUUUCAGGCUUUUAGUUAAACACAAACUCUUUAGUAUUCUAGAAAUAACUAAACUCUAAUUAUGCUAGAAUUCUAAAAAUUGUAGGAUUAGGAAAACAAAGGCUUGAGGCCCAAGCUACUUAAUUGCCACGUAACUAGACUUGAUGCCUAAUCUUUCUUGGUGCACAACCCAAGCACAUGGACUAGGCCAGCGUUGUAGCACGCGUGGCUUGAGGUCCACACUGCUGCUUGUGGCUUGGCGCCCAAGUCAUACCACACGACCCGUCGUUGGGCGCUGCUUGGCCUGCGCAAGCCUGCUGGGCGCUAGGCCUUGCAUCUAUAGGUUUUAUUGACAUUUUGUGUCUAUUUUAAACUUUUUAGGCUCCUAACUAACUAAUUAGUCGUUUCUGAUUCCGGAAUUUAUUUCUGAUUCGAACAAUAUUUACAUUUCCGAUAAUAUUUUUGAUUCCGACAAUAUAUCCGAUUCCGGCACUAUUACUGUUGUGGGAUCUUUUACGGUGCUGACGUGGCACGCGUUCCUCGGAGGUAUCAAGUAUGACCUGGCACGAACUUCUGGCAACCUGCAAAACAAGAAUAUUCCCGUAGGAAUAUUCCCUCCGAUGCUUAAGUAAGUAUAAGCUAGAGAGAUAAGUAAUUUGUAGAGAGAAGGCAGAACAAAGAUAGGUUUUUGUUGGUGGGCAAGAAUUGAUUGCCCUUCUACCUAGUGUGAGGGGGUCGAAAAAGCACGAGGCUAAUGCGUGACCCCGUCCCUCGUGGGUGUGACGCUUCUUUUUUGUCAAAUCAAGUGUAAUUGGAUUUCCUGUGAGUUUACACCCAAUUGACUAGUAUUAUAGGAGUCGUCAUUCAGUUUUUAACGACAAUGAGAAAAACUGACAAAACCCGGUUAUCGUGACAUAAAGGGAGUGCAAUUAUGUUUGACCACGACGGCCGUAGGUUCCCUUGUGAUCCCUGGUGGCGGGGAUCGCUCAACGUACACCCGCAGGGUAGAGAUUGAGGGUUCGGGGGACUGUAACUACCGAGAGGAGUACUCGCUCUUCGAUAACUCCAGAGGCAGGAUAUCCUUACUAGCUCAGCAUAAAUAAUUGAAGGGACAUGCGUUAACUAUUAAACUAAUCUGAGUUGAUUUUAACAAUAUGCAACACAUAGUACUAGAUCGAGCGCGAUUAUCUGAUUUAGAUUGUUUUAAGGGACCUAGCAUGAUAAUCCAAUUUCCCAAAAAUAUCUUAUUUAUUAAGCGUGAUCGAACAAUCAGAUUUAGUUAGUUUAACAGUUCAUAAAAGGGUGAGGAAAGCAAUUAAACCAUGGAAAAGGGACACAUUACGACGCACCCUUGAGAGGUGCGUCACGGUUCUCAGAAAACUAACCACUUUGACUUUGCUAUUUUUGCUUUUAUUUAACGAAUCUCAAAUUAUGGGACGGGAUACGUUCUGUUCGAUUUAUGGAUCGAUUGCGACAGAACGCGUGAUCAGUUUUGCAGCGUGAGGCUUAGGCUUAGGGGUUUAGAGUCAAUACUCAGAAUAUAAUUGUGUGUUGUGUGUGUCCUUUUCACGUCGAACUUAAGGGUCUAUUUAUAGGAAAGAGUUCGUGGAAAGAUAGAAUUGCAGAACUCUAAACCACGAGGAAUUAGGAAAAAAAACGUACCAGGUAUUUUCAGCGCCCAGGCCUGGGCGCCGAAGAUUUCGGCGCCCAGAGCCAGGGGUUGAAAAUAGGGCCCUGGCUGUUUUCCUUAGUCAGAUUCGGAUUCCUGGAAUCCGGAGUAUUUGAGAUUUUGAGUCCUUUAGUGCGUAUUAACCUUGUUGCGGGAUGCGUCUGGGCCCGUUACGAACUCUAGGCUCGUUAGGAUUUUAAUUAAUACGUGACUCUUACUUUCGAAUCAUAUUAGGAAUAGGAUUCUCUCGCAAUUUCUAUCUCAUUUAGGAUUUAUGUUGUAGUGCAACACCUAAUUCUGACAGGUUUCUAUCUUUUAUGACUUUCCACUUUUAACAACUACCCAUUACGGCAGUUACUAUUUUUUAGCAGGUUUUCAUAAAUAGCAGGUUUCUAUAAAUAGCAAGUUUCGGGUGAAAUGAAAAGGGGAAUUGAGAUUCGUUAUUUUAUAGGAGAUGCAUUGUCAAGUGGAGAUUUACGUUCUCAUCAUCGAACCUUCCCUUUCGGGAAUGGGGACAAAAGUAGGUGUCUACACCUAGGGAUCUACACUAUUUAUAGUGCUAGGGUUUCUCGGGAACUGGUCCUGCAUGAUUGAGUGUUUACACAAGAUUGGGACACGUGUCCUGCAUUGGUUUUGGAGGCUUGUUUAGGACCAAUGUGGACUUCUUAAUCGCUUGGGCCUGGGCCCUGUGAAGUUUGAGAAAUGCCCGUAGGCAAGCUUUUGGGCUCUUUUUUCUGGGCUUUGAUAGUACGGUCAGGUGGCAUUCUUUUAGGCCACAUCAUUUGCCCCUCAAGGAGGGUGCCCCUUGUCACUGUGGGGUAGGCUGCUUGAUUAGAGGGAGCGCCACGUGUGAGGGCUUUUCAGAGCUUAGAUUUUCCUUUAAAAGCUUCAAUUCCUCUUUCAUUUUUCUUUUGUUACUUCAGAGCGAUUAUUCUUUAGAGAGAGAAAGUAAAUUUCUUCCUGCCAAAGAUCUGCUUGUGCUUGCGCUUGAGUGUUCUUGGAUUUGCUGUCCAGUGUUCUUGAGGGUUUAGAGGAUUUGCCAAGACUUCUCAUCAGUUUGAUCAUUUUCUGGUAAGUUUUCUAUCAAAACCUUGUUUUUUGUAUGCUUGUGGGACCCCUCUUGUUUAUUGUUUAUAGUGUUCUGUGGAGGCGUCUUGGGGGUUAUGACACCUAUCCCUUUCAUUCUUUUUCUAAAGUCAGACGUCCUGUCCCUUAUGCAGGACGACAUGACUCGAAUUAGACAGACAACCAACAUGCGUGCAUGGGCUGCACCGCGAGAGGGGGACGUUAGGGUUCCUUUUUCGAACCCGUCCCAAGGAAGUAGAAGUGGAGUCCGUUCCUCCCAUAAUACUGGAGACGGGGCCAUUAGAACGGCACAUUCUCCUAGAAGAAGGAAGAAUGUGGCUUCCCGUCCCCGCGUUCCACGCGAGGAUUUUGAAGAUGACUCCUUUAGCUCCUCAGACGAGGAGUUUGCAAAUAAUCUUCCUCCUAUGGUUCAGGGGAAGGAGGACGUCAACCUGUUUCCGUCGGAUAUCUUUCCCAGCAUGAAAUGGCUGCGGUACCUGAGGGAGCAGGGACGUGACUUUGAGCGUUUUCUGCUCUUGCCCCCAGGUUUUAGUCUUAGGAGCCCUCGACCUCAUGACUCCGUGGACCAACUCUCCCAAGGAGAGGUAGCCGUUUAUACUGCUGCCUUUAGGUUGGGCCUUAGAUUUCCAUUGCACCCCUUUGUGAUGGACGUUUUAGAGGGGUAUGACAUUAGCCUUGCUCAAUUGACGCCCAACUCUUGGGCAAAUGUUUUUGGUUUUAUCGCCAAGUGUGCUUUGAGCGGCGUCACCCCUUCCUUUCCUGCUUUCCUUCGUCUCGUAGUCAUUGCCCCUUCUUCUCGUUCUCCCCAGGGGUGGUUCACCCUUUACAGCCGUCGGGGAUAUAAGACGGUGGUGGGUAAGACCUCUAGUUGGGUUUGGUGGAGGAAGAAGUGAUCUGUUGUUCGAAUGGAAGACCUCUCUCUUUCCAGACGUCUUUCUCGGUGGAACCGUCGGCCCCGCUAUUUGUCUAGAGCUGACGCCUACCCUCGCCUCUCGUCCAGAGAGUGGGGACUAGUGAAGCCCUUGUUCUAGGCUGAGAUGUAUCGGCUGUCGUCAAAGAGCCAUGCCUGGGUGCCUAAUGCUUGGCUUCCCCAUGUCGGCCAGUUCACCAAUAUAGUCUUUCUUUCGGCCGUUGGUCUUUGCUCCUAUUUGAGUAGAGGUUCUGCCAUGGAUCGCUUAUCCUCCGAAGACAAGGGUGUAGUGGAAGUACCCGCUUGGCUGUCCGAGGUAUAUACCGAGGACAUUCUCAAGGCUGUGGAGGCCAAGAAGAAGGACUCCUCCAAGAAGUCCAGCGAGGGUGCCUCUGGCGACGUCGCCAAGGAACCCACCUUGACGGCUACGAAGAAGCGUCCGGCAUCUUCGACGGAGGCUCCUAAACCAAAACGGCCCUUCUUUAAGAAGAUGGGUCCGGCCGACGCUGUCACCAAGCCGUCGGUACCAAAACCGUCCGCUCCCCUGGCUGAGGGGGAGGUUCCUCCUAUCCAGACGCCCAUUCUUCCUCCUGAGCAAAAGGAGGUUCCUUCCCAGGUGGACACCGAAAUGGAUAGUACUGCCGGAGCAGCUGCUGACGAAGUAGCAGUCGAACAGACUGAGGCGGCUGACGCCACCACCUUGUCCAGAGAGGACAAGGGUAAAGGCAAGGAAACUGAGGCUCCUUCUACUGAUAAUGCCUCUACUCCUCCUGCAGCCUCGCCAAUUGUUGAGAUGUUCAAGCGGAUGCGUCGGGCCGAGGUGACGAGCAUCCCUCCUUCUGCCGGUUUUAGCUCAGAGGCAAAGGAUAAGAUCCUUGCAGAUGUGUAUGCGGCCAUCCCUGAGGAAUACGUGAGGUCACUCCCCGGGAUUGACUUGGGAUUCUUUGGGUCCAUUCAGUCUCUCGUCCUUGAUCUUUUCAUUCGCUGUGCCGAGAGUAGGAACUAUCGCUUUGAUAUGCACAAUGAGAUGCUCAAGCACAAGGACCAAAUCGAGAAUCAUGAGCAAUAUGCUGAGAAGACGGCCAGGUUGAUCAACUUGGAUGCGGACAAGAAGAUCGCUCUGAAGACGGAAGAGCUGAAGAAGGUUGAGGAGGACGCUGAGAAAUAUGAAGAGAAGUUGCUGGAACAUGAGGGCAACUUGCCGUGCUGAGAAAGGAGUACUCUUCCGUCUCAGAACGGGUGACUGAUUUCUCUUCCAAGGUGAACGUUCUGGAAGGUCAGCUCAAGGCCAUGCAGGGGAAGAUCGAGGCCGUGCGCAAGGAGGCUGCAAGCUCUUUUAAGUUGGGCGAGGAGUCCAUCUUGGAGAGUGCCCAAAAGGCGUGGGAUCAGUCUAUGGACGGGAAGGAUUUUUCCUGGUUCAAACGCCGUAUCUCCCACCAGAUAGCCGUCUCGACGGCUAGGCGCUUAGGCUUAGAUCCUCCCGAGUUCAUUAGUGACGGGAAGGAGGACAUAGAAGAAGACGAGGUGAACUCCCCUGAAGGCCAAGACGUCCAGGACGGGAGUUCUAUUGCCCCUCAUCCUUGAGGAGUUUUUCUUGCAGUUGGUUUAGAUGACGCCGUGGGCGUUUGUAAUAACUUUGGUGCCUUCUGGCAUUUAUUUGAUUUGGUUUGUUUGCGCUUUGGGCGCUAUGUAUAAACAGUUUGUGCCGUUGUGCACUGUAUUUUAUUUUAAUUCUAUCAGUUCGUUACUGAUUUCUUAGGAAUUCUUUCUUUGGGUC
Spinacia oleracea (spinach) is the source of this 9472-nucleotide messenger RNA. RefSeq lists its product as uncharacterized. The coding region runs from base 7823 to 8905 and encodes 360 amino acids. The record is from RefSeq and is a predicted model, not a curated record. The transcript is spliced from 5 exons. NCBI's taxonomy places the organism in Eukaryota, Viridiplantae, Streptophyta, Magnoliopsida, Caryophyllales, Amaranthaceae.